AUGCCUCGAGCUGGGCACACGUUCCCCGACAGAGUGUCUGACUUCACGUCAAAACGCCUGGAGAAGCUCAAGAGGAUUGAAGAGGCCAAGGCACCCGAAGACCGCCUCGUAAGUCGCGACUGGGAUCUGGAGGUGGAGAGGAAGAUUAGCGUUCUCAACGCAGUCAGGCAACGACAUUCGAAGCGUAACUUUAUUCAGCUUGCCGUCUGCGAGCAUGUCGGAAUCUGUGAGACGGUAGAACAAGCCGAGGCCUUCUUUACCAAAGGGGGUCCACCAUUUACCUGUGGUAUUCUCAAGCUCUUCGUCGAGGCGUUUGUACUAUCGUCGAAUGGUAACAUUGAGGAAGUGCCUACGGUUCGCACCGCGCGAUACCUUUUGUUCGGUCUGUUUUCUCUCUGCAAGAACGCUGGGGUUCCUAUUGAUCGAGAUGUCAAGCGAAACGUCAUGGUGUGGGUUCAUUCUGACUUGGCUGUUCGAGGUCUGGUCCACCAUAAGCAGCGCCCAAAGGCGGUGGCAUUGCCAGAAGACUUCUCCGCUCUGCUACGAGCAUUCUUCGAUACCAAGUAUCUCACUGCGUCCCAGUACACGACUCGAAACGCUCUCAACUUUGUUCUGUGCGCUAAUCUGAUGCUGGACCGCAGUAGUCGCAUCGGUGAGUUGACGAGGCCGAGCAUGUCAAACGCCGACUGGGAAGCCUAUAAGAAGGAGCGCAAAGAUAGUCUGUUCACCUGGAGACGUGUCGAACUAUGGGCUUUUCCGGGAGGGGACGGUGGUGUUGAAUUGCGCGCUCGGAUGACCUUCAGUGGAUUGAAGAAUACCGGGCAGAAAGGCAACAAGGUCAAGGUCAUCCCAAUUCGCCUUCUCCCGCUGCAGAUGGCGGCUGAAGACACAUUACGGUGGCUUCUCAUUCUCGGUCUGAUAGACGGUGUCUUUUCAGGCAUUUCCCGGUGGGCAGACUUGGAGGCCGUCCAAUCUAGUCAGCACGGUACGAAAAUCCAUAUCAAGAACUCCAUGUUGGAUACACCGGUUUUUCGUCAACCGGUCCACAAGCCGACAGAUCCCUCAAAGUUGCUCGAAACCGAGGUGAUGAGAUCGAGUCACUUUGUGAAGCAGCUCAAGGAGUUGAGUCGACAUUGCGGCCUGCAGAGCCCCAUGCUACCCGGGGUUCUUCGACGUGGUAGCGCAUACCUCCUGGGGCUGAAAACAUCCCACGAGGAACGUUGUGCCCGGAUGGGCCAUGAUUUCAAAGACUCGACAUGCUGGGGAGCCUACCGGAAUCAGACUUCAACUGUUGAUUUUCAAGCAAUGCGCCACAACUUGGAGGCUGUCGACGUCAGCCAGAUGUUAAGUGCUUUCCUUGGGAAGUCCGACGCGGUCCCAAAUCGUGUCUCUGAGCAAGGCAUCAUCGAAAUCAGCCAGGAUGCCGAGCUUCGGGGCCUUCUUCAAAGAGAGUGUGAUGUGAUCGACCAAAUCAUACGCGAAUUUGGUUCUUUUUCAGCGGCGCGAGCUCAGCGUUCACCGAAGGUGACUGAACAUGCAGCAGUCCGCCGCCAAUAUCAAGAGAGAGCGCGAGCUCUGCUUUCCAAAAAAUACAAGGAGGAGUACCACAAGCACUUUGAAUCUCUUCCAGAUACCUCGCAGAUACCGCCUUCACCAGAGCCAGUGGAUGGUGGUUGCGACUUUGGAAACAUGUUGUUGGAUGCCGCGGAUGCAGAGGAUGUUCCUAUCGAUCCUGCCCUCCUUCAAGACGCUGACGAUAUGGCAACGCAUCUCUGCGAUAUGAUUGAGGGAACGCAUCUCGGUGAUGUUAUGGAUGCAGACGAACAGUCAGAAGACGUGCAGAUGGACGGCGUCCUAGCAGAUGAUGGUUCGAAGCGCGCUGCAUCGCUACAUGCUGCCGGAUCCGCGAGUAGAAAUGCUUUUGGAUUGAGGGUGAUGGUAAGAAACUCUAUAUUUUCAGGCCUCUCUGAUCUCAUAUACAAACAACCAGAAGGUCUUUCAGCCGCUCGGUUUGCAGAUAUCUGCGUGGAGAAAUUUGAUCACCUCCACGCCGCAGAUAAAUACUAUCCCGGCCAGGAACCCACCCCAGGGACGUUGUCUUGUGCUUUUUGUGGUAUCAGUCUUGUUGGCAAAGAUCACAAUCAGCAUAUUCGGCCUUGUGCUGUUAACACCAUGGCGAAACGCAUACUUGCAGACCUCGACAGCCAUCAAACUUUGCAUCCCCCAAAUCAGAAGUGUGGAAUGAUUGGGUUGGAUGGCGUCUCGCGCUGUGCAUCGAAGUACAAGCUGACAAGAGAUGUCAAAUCUGCAGCACAUUUCACCAGUCACUGCUACGAUUGUCACAAGGAUAAAUCCAGCGGUGUAUACCGGUGCAAUGAUGAUGGUACAACCUUUUCGAGCUGGGACGACUUUCGAGUACACCGAAUCACUCAACAUGCCGCAUCAACCACUAUUUUGCCCGUGGAUAAGCAGACUGGAAAUCCAAGGGCUGAGAUAUUGGUGUUUUGGUGCAAGAUCUGCCAACAAGCUUUCUCUCGUGCCGCCGAAGACGAGGACCACCAUUUCGUGCAGCACAUGGACGACGUCCAAUUAUCUGUGAAGGAGCAUGGAUUUGCUGGCGUGUUCGUUUCCAACAGAUGGUUUCACCCAUCAUUCUGCAUAUUCUGCCUAUACGAUGGAGAUGCUGGACUCUCAACGCAAUUUGCAGACUUUUAUACGCCACCAGCCUUCGAAAGGCACCUGGAAAGACACAUUCGGGACCUCAAUGAUGAUGCGAGCAUAGCAUGUCCAGCGGCUGUAAACACUUUGAAUGGGAUCAGAGCUGUUUGUGAUCGUACCGAGCCAAUGAACAAGAAGACGCUCGUUACACACCUAGUAGCUGAUCAUGGUCUUGUAGUCGAUAGAGACAACACGUCCUUUAAAGCAACACGCAAGAGGCAGAGACCUGUAUUGGGAGGAAAGGAUGUCAAUGAGGGCCUCCCGGGAGUUCAUACCUCCAUCAAGAAGACGUCCAAACAUGCUAACCAUGUGGAUUGA
Glarea lozoyensis ATCC 20868 is the source of this 3036-nucleotide messenger RNA. RefSeq lists its product as uncharacterized. Lineage: Eukaryota; Fungi; Ascomycota; Leotiomycetes; Helotiales; Helotiaceae. The record is from RefSeq and is a predicted model, not a curated record. Bases 1 to 3036 code for a protein of 1011 amino acids. The transcript has 4 exons.